Messenger RNA from Rhinolophus ferrumequinum (greater horseshoe bat), 10851 nucleotides. It is a transcript of the gene NHSL2, whose product is annotated as NHS like 2. Gene Ontology annotation, biological process: cell differentiation. Lineage: Eukaryota; Metazoa; Chordata; Mammalia; Chiroptera; Rhinolophidae. The transcript has 8 exons. The record is from RefSeq and is a predicted model, not a curated record. The coding region runs from base 437 to 3841 and encodes 1134 amino acids.
CGGGAGGUCAGCCCUCCGUGCUGCUCCGACUUGGGCCUUGGGCAGUGAACCGUACCUAGAGAAAGACGGCUCCCCUCACUGGCCUGCUGGGACGGAACCAUCCGGACUAGUGUGGCUGCACGGGUGCUGGAGGUGGAGGGCAGUGGGAAAGGAGAGAGAGGAAAGUCACUUUGGGAAUGCUGCAUCACUUUCCCUGGGCUGGGCAGCCCAGGGACAACUUCCCGGGGUAAUAGAUCAUGUGACCAAUGGGGCCAAACUGAGCCAGCCACGGUGUUGGGAGGCGGGGAAGGGAAGGGGCCCUGAGUGCCCCCUGAGGAGCCUGCGGACAGGGUUCAGAGCAGCACAGAGCCCAUCGGCUCCCUGCCCCCAGUGUGGGCCCAGCACACGCUUCUUCUUUGCAUGACGACCUGCUGGAUGUGGAGUCUUGGCCAUCCACAUGGCUGGGAUGGACAGAGCAGAGGCUGUCACCAUCUUCUGGAGCCGGGGAGCUGCAGCUAACUCGGGUCGGGAAAAUGCGACAGCGGCUGCCCACUCGAGGUCGUCAUGGCGACAGCCAGUGAACGUGUUCCUCUCCUCGGGCAGGCCCCCGAGUGUAGAGGAGCUGCUUCGCGAGGCGCAGCUCAAUCUCCAGAGCCUGUUGCAAGAAGAAUAUGAGGAACAGUACUCGGAGGCCAGACUGCUGGGGCAGACCUUCCGCUCUGCUGAUGAGGCCCCUCAGCCCACCCCUAACCCAAGGCUCCAGUCUGCCAGGCGUCUGGAGUUGGUACUGAUGCCUACAAAACAGCAGCUGAGCGAGGAUGAGACCACCACCCAGGGUGUGAGGGCCCCUGAGGCCUCCCUGAGCCUGUCGACACCACCCGACAAGCAAGCUGCCUGGACUAGCCCCUUCCCUCUGCCCGCCCUAGAGGAGAAGCGGUGGCUGCAGCCUUGCUCCACGCACUCUGACAUUGUGCCAAUCAACAUCUCUGGGCAGCAGUUUGAUAAACACGCAAGUUUGCGACACUCGUUGUUUAACACAGAGACAGCCGUGAACCCCAAGUCCACCCUGAGGCGGAGGCGGACCAUUAUUGGAUUCUCUAACUUUUCCCAGCGAGACCAAGGUCACAACAGCCCCGCAGGCAGGGUGACCCGCUCUGCCAGCUCAGACAUCAGGCCCAGUCAUUCUGUUCCAGAAGGUGUUUAUGGAAGAGUUGCAGUUGGUCAAGAAGCGCAGUUCCCAAACCUCACCUCACCAGUACUGAGAAAUCCUUCUAGUGACCCGGAAGAACCUCUCCAGACACGUGGUGGCACCAAGCCUCCUGGCAUGGAGAGCAUGGGAAUGGUGUACAGUGUCCCCAGUUCUUGCAAUGGACCGACGGAAUCUACGUUCUCUGCUUCCUGGAAGGGAGAUGCCUUCACCUACAUGACUCCAAGUGCCACCAGUCAGAGCAAUCAAGUCAGCAAAAAUGGAAAAAAUCCUUCCUCCGGGAAUUCGUGGGUCUCCCUGCACACACUGCCACCUCUGGUUCCUAAGGAGGCUGCGACCCUCUUUGUCACUCGUGAUAACCCUGCAGGAUGCAGUGGGCCAGCUGGCUACUCUGAGCACCCUACACAACGAAGGCAGGGAUUGGAGCGACCCUUCAAGACCGGCCUUCUGACAGGUGGUACCUCGAGACUGGAGACAGGGCCAGGUGGGGCCAGCAGGUUCCGGGAGCGCUCACUGUCUGUGCCCACAGACGUGGACUGUGGAGAGGAACAGAAGGCCAGUGAAGCCUGUGCCCUGCCUUAUGCCAGCACAAGUUCUGAGGGCAGUAACAGUGCUGACAACAUUGCGUCCCUUGGUGCCCACCAGGAGGCCCAGCACAGAAGGCAGAGAUCCAAGAGUAUCUCACUUAAGAAGGCCAAAAAGAAGCCUUCCCCACCAACGCGCAGUGUGUCGCUGGUCAAAGAUGAGCCAGUGCUCUUGCCAGAAGGUGGGCAGGCACUACCCAAGGACCAGAGGCCCAGGAGCCUUUGCCUCUCCUUGGAACACCAAGGACAUCACUCAUCCCAGGGUCACCCAGUUGUGCCAACCUUCAAAGAUCCAGAAGGGACACACUUCUCUCAGCACUGGUAUCUUAGUGACUGGAAGUCUGGUGACACCUACCAGUCCUUGUCCAGUUCCAGCACUGCCACUGGCACCACAGUCAUUGAGUGCACCCCGGUUCAGGGCAGCUCAGAGUCUCUUGCAUCCCCUUCCACCUCCAGAGCCACUACGCCUUCCCAACUCUCCAUCGAGGUAGAGGCCAGGGAGGUGCCCUCCCCAGGAAGGCUCGCUGGGCUGAUGUCACCCUCCAGUGGCUACUCUAGCCAGUCGGAGACACCAACACCUACUGUCUCCAUGUCCUUGACCUUGGGCCACUUGCCCCCUCCAAGCAGCAGUGUCCGGGUACGUCCAGUGGUCCCCGAGAGAAAGUCGUCACUACCCCCAACAUCACCGAUGGAGAAAAUUUCCAAGUCACGGCUGUCGUUUGACCUACCAUUAACCUCUUCGACCCACCUGGAUCUGUCUGGGAUGAGUAUCUCCAUCCGAAGCAAAACCAAGGUGAGCCGGCAUCACUCAGAUACAAAUUUUGGGGCCAAGCUGGCCCAAAAAACUAGCCCCAAUCAGCCAAUCAUGCCCAUGGUUACUCAGUCUGACCUACGUUCUGUUCGCCUGAGGUCAGUCAGUAAGUCUGAGCCAGAAGAUGACAUCGAGAGCCCUGACUAUGCUGAGGAAUCAGGAGCAGAAGUCUUGACCUUGCCAGAGAGAAAGAUGAAACCGCCCAUAGCUGAGAAACCCCCACUGGCCCGAAGGCCUCCAAGCUUGGUCCACAAGCCAGCAUCUGCCUCCGAGGAAUACCCACUAACUUCGCCUACAUUGGCUAUGACCCUUAAGAGCUCCAGUCAACACAUGAGGCCACUCCCUCCAGACACCUACGUGGUAGCACGGAAACCAAAGUCCUCCAGCUUCCCUGAGGCCAGAAGCCCAGGGGGGUCAAUAGCGCCCUCAUCUCUUGUUUUCACACCUUUUGUCAGUUCCUCUGGUGCUUUCUUCUCAGGAACACAGCAACCUCCCCAGGGAAGUACAGAGGAUGAGGCCCCCAAGGUGAAAGCCCUGCCUGAAAGAAUUAGUCUCCAGAGCCAGGAAGAUGCUGAGAAGAAGAAAGGCAAGAUCCCACCUCCUGUACCAAAAAAGCCCAGUGUGCUGUACCUGCCUCUCACAUCACCCACAGCUCAAAUGGAGACCUACGUGGCCGAACCGAGGCUGCCUCUCAGCCCCGUCAUCACCCUGGAGGAAGAUGCCAAGUGUCCCCAUACCGGCGACCAGAUGCAAUCGCCUGGUACGAGGAUGAUUUCAACGUCACAAGCUGACGGUGAAAGGGAGGCAAGUCGUACAGGGAGCUCUAUGGAACCAAGCACUGAAGAAAAAAGUGUAAUCAGUGAUAAGACAGCUGAAUGGAUUGCGGAAGAUGAUGACGACGUGUUUGUGGCUUCACGCACAACUGAAGACUUAUUUACCGUGAUACACAGGUCCAAAAGAAAGCUGCUUGGCUGGAAGGAGCCUGGCGAGGCCUUUGCCGGAGGCAGCAGACCGAGCUCUCACUCACCAAUAAGGAACGCAGCUGAAGUGCCAAUCAUCAGUGAGCCGGCGGCCUGUGCCAGCCUCGAUGCUGGCAGAAACGAUGAUUUCAAAGCCUUGCUACAGAAGAAGGGAAGUAAGGCAACCCCCAGGUCCCGCCCCUCAGCAGCCGAACUGCUGAAGACCACUAGCCCCCUGGCUCGGAGAAUUAUUGCACAGUUUUCAAAGGACUACGAUAGCACCGACAGCCCCAGUACCUAAGGCGCAGGUCGAGCAAGCAGGCUUCAGUGAGUAGACCUGAGUAGAGAAGGGGGAACAGAAAGGCUUUUCAAAAGAAACCAUGCAAAUAACAAAAGAGCCUACGUUUCUUUUACGUUAGCUCACACUCUGGACAGCAGGACAGAGACCACUUUAUCUAGAACUGAAAUCAUCAGGCACUUUAAUCAUCCUCAGACAUUUUACGUUUUCAUACUUCAAAUCUUGCCAUUACUUAGUACCGACUUUCUCCUUAUUUCCCCCCAGAAAUUCUCAGAUGCAAGGGCACAGGUGCCAUCUUUUUAAUCAAUGACCCUGCUGCUCCAGUCACUGAGGGAGGGGCACAGUGUGAGAGCAGAUUGGGGGCUGCCACACCUGGGGCCACAGGGAGCCAUUGCUGAUUAUUCGCUUUCCUGCGAGGCCUUGAUGACCACAGUUUAUGUCUCCCCCUCAAGACGUUUGCAGGUGUGCACUUAUUUCGGUAUGGGGUUGAUUAGAUGGCUUUUGUCGUGCAAAAUAUGAAUGUGACUCUGUCCUGAACUUCAUGCCUUUUUCAGUUUGAUUGUCUACACGGAGAUCAGGGUGACGAGUUUCAAUAACAUACAGACCCUUCCCCCCACCCUUCAGCUAGAAAAGGUCAGGACUGGGUUGCUUUGGAUGAACCAAGCUCAGCUGAUGAACGUGGCUGCCAUUUGUUCACGCCAAUCCAAGGAAACUCACACAUGCGCCUUGAGAUCCUUCAAGUGUCUGCCAACGAUAGCUAGGACCUGUGCCCAGCUUAUGCUGCAUUCUAAGAACUCUCAUUUCACUUGCAUGUGACACCCAUUACAGGAAGUGAUUAGCUGAAGGAACAGCAUCAUCAAAGGCGAAUGGAGGAGAGGAAGUGAGUGUAACUUGCCCACCACCAUUCAGCUCAGAUUGCACUUUGUGUUUGGUUGGGUUGGGUUUGGUUUAAAGGAAGUUUUACUCUGAUGCAAAUCUGAGAACACAUAGAAGAAAAGCAUACAUCCAGAACUUAAAAAGGAAGCCUUGCAAGUUGCUAUAGCCCAGAACACAAAAAAAGGGCUACUUUUUGCCAUUUAGUUUCUGCUAUUUGACCAACUUGCAGCUAACCGGUGUAGGGGAGACUGUAAGAACUGGGUAAAUGGGAUGCUGGUGGAGCCCCAGAACAAUCAUUGUGACCCCUCCUCCCCCACCCCACAGCUUAUAGGCACUAACUAUUCUUGUCAGUUCAAUUUUCUAAGCAAAGCAAGAGCAGUGAUUCAUUUGAUUUUCAUAUGUCUGGUCUCUGGGAGGUUGGGGGAAAAACAGACAAAGCAGUGAACAAAGAAAACUGGCUGACCAAUAAUGGUGGGUUAAUUGCCAACUGUUCCCAAGAGGGAGAAAGAAGUCAAAUGAAAUUGUAGCCCGCUUCACAGAGGGCUCCCCAUACCUUCCUCCUUCACUCCCCACCUCCCCACCUCACACUCCCUUUACCCCACCCCCCCAACAGAGUCAUUGGCGAACCUCCUGGAGGAUGCAGAAACUGCCCCAGAGACAAGCAGAUCUUGAUUUUGAUAGGUCACGUUGCUCACCAAUGAGAAGCAAGCUCUUAGCUCAGCGGCCCAUGGUCCAGUGGACAGAACAGCCGAAAAAGCACACUGAGUGCUAGAAGACUUGGACCUCUUGCAUAGAAGCCCUAAGCCUAGGCCCUCGGUUGGUACAGUUCUGAAUCGUAGGCUUCUGAGUACAGGUCAGGCCCAGCAACACCCCUGCAAUCAGCACUUCCCCCGAUUUAGACAGCAGCCACUUAAAAUAAUAAACAGCAAAAGCUCAGUUGCUUUUGAAACAUUCAAACCAUUUGGUUUGAAGGUCCUGACGAAAUUUCAGUGUGUUGCCUGAAAUCAAAUAGAUUCAUUCCUGGCCUUUAUUUGCAUAUAAAUGCCACACUUGUCUGCCCCAGACUCAGAAUUCCAAAAGACAGAAACAUUUUGCUGUGUAGGGAAAUGAAGGGGUGUUUGUGCUUUUCCCUGACAAUGGUGAAGGGUGGCCAGGCCUUUCUCCUAGGGGACUAUUCUGAAUAGCUGAACUCUAAAGCCAAGUUUGAGACUCGCAUGCUAUCAGACUUGUUGCUUCUGCUGAUUUUUCUGGAAGCUUCUUGUUUGCUACUUCUGGUGGGGUUUGCCUCUCCCCUCAUCUUGCUACCUCUGGUGGUUUUCCCAAAGGACUCUAAGCGGCCUUCCCAGACACCUUAGCGUUUUUCAAUUACCUUACGUCUUGAGUUCCUGUACAAUACUCUGUUUGGCUGGAAUUUUUAGAACAUCUUCUGUGUCAUCACAGUGGCCCUCAAAUGCCCAGUGGUUUUCCCUGUAGCACAAGAGGAUUUGGGGCAGAGCUGGUAUGGUCGGAGGUAACGCUGAGGACCGGAAAGACAGAGUUGGUGUUACGAUUAUCAAGGGGAGGAGAGGCUGAGUGUUAGGAGUAGGAAACAUGUUGGGGGUUAUGUUCAAGUGUAUCUACCCCCUAAGGCACAUAGCUCGUGCUUGCUGCCUUCUGCCAAGACGGGGAAAGAGAGUUGGUGUUACGAUAAUCAAGUGAAUUGGUAGCCAAGAGUGUUUUGCACUUGGUGGGUAUUUGUUACAUAUUUGUGGUUUGCAUGUUGAGGAUACACAGCCAGUCAUUCUCAGCAUGACAGGAAGCUUUGCUGGUGUCUCCUGGCCUUUGCCUGCCUCGCUCUCUCUCCUGGGCCCUAACUUGUCCCUCAGCCCCAACUCCUGUGAACUGCAUCCCUGGUCGACAGUUCACCCGUUAAGGAGGCAAGACCACAGGCAGCAAAAUAGUUCAUGUGCACAAAUCGACCAGUUGAUCUGGACACAUCACCUUGACUGUGCAAAGACAGAGGAGUUUCUACAGCAAGCAUUUUCCCAGAUACCCAUUUUUAACUGUCUCGACAACAUGGAUCGGAGUGCGAUCCACUCUACCUACCAGUCUCAGCAGAUAUGUCCAUGCGUCUGCCUUCUUCCUCAUAAACCAACUAGUCCCUAAAAAGUCAAGUACAUGGCCAGUGCUCUGUUCCUCACCAGUGCAGCCUUUCAUUAUUACGUCUGUAACACAAUGGUGAGCUGUCCCUUUAAUAUGAUUUGCCAGGGCCAGGACUAGAGUGAGGUGGGUGAGGGGCUUGAGGUGCAAAAUUUAAGGAGGCGCCCACUGUCAGGGUUGUGCAAGUGCCUUACCCUGGUCCUGGCCCUGCGUUCACACUCCAUAAAGUAGUAUCAGUUCCUCUCCUUCCUGUGAACAAGUAUGGUCCUUCUGAUUUGGGGGGGGGUACCCCCAUCUGUGGUUGCACCAAAUGUUUUAUGGCUAUUUUUUCACUCCUAUAAACCUUUGUAUGCCUCUACAUCACAGACUCUUCAAUAUUAUCCGAAAACAUGGUUGCUUUCUACGUAACCUGCUCCAGGUGACAAGUUAGCACCCAUUUCAGUAAGGAAGGCCGACCGGAAUAGCCCAUCAGCCAAAUCAUGAGUGAGCUGGGAUCCUCGGCUCCUGUUUCCAUCCCAUUCUCCCCAGACCAUGCUUUCCAGCACCCAUUGUCCCGAGUGCCUCCUAGUUUGUUCUCUUCCCAGCUAAGAAAAGUGUGCUCUCAGGAAAGGGCUAAAUUCAAGGCUUAAUGCUACCUCUUCUGAGGGUCGUUUGCAGUUUGACAGGGGAAAAGCCUUAAGCCAAAGGAAUGAAGUUCUACUUGUAGAAUUUUAGGCAUAAGUUAGUGGCAGGAGUGUGUUUUUCACCGUGGAAAGGCCAAAUUCCCUGACAGCUAACUGCAGAAUGUAGGGAAAUACCGUGAUCUCCUGCAGUGCCACCAAGGGACUCUCAGAAAUGGCUACGAAAAGCCACUAAAAAGGCCUAGGUAAUUCAUUUGUACAUAAGCAUUUUUACACAGAUGGAACUAAUGCUAUUUAUCAUUUGAGUAAACACACAAGGAUUUAAAGAGUUUGUGAAAAUGUGUCCUGUUUGUGAAAUGUCAGGCUGUUGCAAUAUUGUCCGAUCAAUGUCAGUCAUCCAGCAUUGGUGGUGAUUGUUAAACUGAUUGGAGGUACAGCUUUACUGAACGCAAACCUCUGUUUCCCCCAUUCUUGUUUUGCGCUAUCACCUCAGCUUGGUGUGAGAAUGAGACCAGUCCCUCCAACGCUUUUGCGUGCAUUUCGGCUCCAAGUGACUAAGAUAUUAGGGAUUUAAAAGGACAAGAGAAUCACUUUGUGAGGAGUGUAAAUGUCUAUUACUUUGCUUUGUACACCUGAAACUAAUAAAAAAAAAAAAAAGGACAAGAGAGUGGGAAAGAGGUACAAAGAACCACCUUCAUCAAAGGGCAGCAAAAAUUAUAAUGAUUGAAAUGACAUGAAAUGAACAAUGUUUUAGAAUACUCUGAAACAGAUUUAUAGAGGAACACAGUAGCAAAUGGUUAUAGACACACAUUUGAGACGCUGUUGAUAUUUUUAGCGAAAAGGAGUUUGCAUAAGUCAUGGGUUAUGUGAAAUAGGUAUAUACUCUUCAGUCAACCCCAAUGGAAGCCAGUGGUUCUCAAAGUGUGGUCCCAGGACGAGCAGCGCAGCAGCCCUGGGGUGUGAAUGUGUGUGUGUGUGUGUGUGUGUGUGUGUGUGUGUGUCUAUUCCAGUGAUGUGACUUCUUCAGCCCUUGAAUCACUAUAGCCACAACUAUCCCAAUAAUCCCAACUUUCCCGUCAUUUCUGCUAUCAUUACAGUAAUCAGUCUCUGGCUAAGUGCUGUAGAUUGUCAUAUUGGUCAGGUAUAUGUUGUUUGGUGUGAAGAAAUUAUCAGAUUGAAUCAACUACUUGCUCACUCUCCACACAUCUAGUGUGAUUUUGGUUUAAACAUUUUUCUUUUCAUUCACAAAUACAAAAAAGGAAAAGGUAUUGUGUUGGUUGGGGAUUGCCAACCCUUAAAUACCUGUCUUCACCAUGGUGGCUGUUUUCUAGAAGGGCUCUGGCAGAAGUAUAUUUGAUUUUAAGAUUUUGCCUAAAUAGUGGAAUUUGAUAUCUACAAAUCCACAAACAAAAUAUGAACUGGAACAACCAGUUAACCCCUCUCAGCCUCUCUUUAAUGCCAAGCUUUAUAGAAAUGUAUUCCUUAUGUGGUGUUGAGCUUUUUUAAUGUCCCGUUUUAUAAAAUGUUAUGCAUGCAAACACAAUGCUCGUUGUACAAGUCGCCUCAAACUCAUUUCCUCCGCCGUAUGUAUGAUGGUGAAGAAAUAUCAAUACGUAUGUUCUUACCUCUCCUGAUCGAUUGUAAAUUGCAAAUCUUUCCAUUCAUUUUUAAAUGAGAUAUAUUUACUCUGGCUAGUAGUUAAAAUUUUAUUCUUUUUAUUAUAUUUCAUUGCUACUUUUUUCUACUGCCUUCAAUGCUUACUUUGGGGAAUAUUUCUUAUUUCUAGAUUGUUGUAUUUAUCUUAUUUCUAUAUUUAUCUGUCGUCACGGAAUGUUAGAGCCAAAAGGGACCAACUUCUCAUUUUACAGAUGAGGAAGUGAGGCCCAGAAAGGUCAAAUAACUUACACAAGGUCACACAGUGGCAGGGCCCGGCCUCAGUCUCAGGUCUCCUGCCUCUGGGUCCAGUGUUUUUUCAUGUAAAGCACUACAUUUAUAGAAGACCUAGAUCUGGCAUCUACUUCUAUGACACAUGAAUUUCCCAGGUAUCUCAGUGUACUGAUACCUAUGCUUGAAGGAAAAAUGCUCAAGAAUUCCUUAGUUCAUAAAUCCAAAGGCAAAUCUGAUUUGCAGUUUAGAAACAUUGAUUUCCUUCCAAAUUCAAUAUGUGCUCUACUUCGUACAAUGGAUGUUUUCCUUAAAAGUUGUUUGAAAAAUGAAUUUUUUGAAUCAAAUUCCAUUUUUUAGGAGAGAAGCUUCCUGUGUAAGGGAAUCUUCUGGUGAUUUCUUUUGAAAAUCAAAGAAUCCUCUUGUCAAUGCCUCUCUUUUUUUUUUUCAGUGUGAACUUUUCUAAUUGGUGUUUGUUUAAAGUAGGGCAAGCCAAUAUAGGCUUUCCUAGAGUCUACUCUAUCCUUCCCUUCUUACACUUUAUGAGAUAUUCUCAGACUGUUAGAUGCUCAUGAGAUUCUUACUUGUGUUCUAGAAACUUCACCGAGCUUGAUAUUUUGUCAAUCCCUGGGCUCAAACUCUAUGUCCAUCUUAUCAAACAAUAACAGAAUUCCAUAAUCAGCAGUGAGCUCUGCAUGCAGUCUCUUUUCCAGAACAUUCUUUGCCUAAUGCUCUUUAGUGUGACUCUGUCUUUAGCUGUUCUCGGGUUUCCUUCCAUAGUUCAUGCAUACCUCACUAUUCUGUGGAGUUGCAGGGAGUGCCCCUUUAGGACUGUAUUAGUCAUAGGGAGUGGUAUUUCCAGUCUCUUCCAUCUUCCCUUGUUUCUCCUAGACCUCUUCUGGUUUCCCUUUUCAAGAAUGCUCAGGGGUGGCUGGUUAGCUCAGUUGGUUAGAGCGCGGUGCUGGUAGCACCAAGGUUGCUGGUUUGAUCCCCACAUGGGCCACUGUGAGCUGCGCCCUCCUUAAAAGAAAAGAAAAAAAGAAUGCUCAGAGAUUGGUGGGAUUUUCCCCAUCAUGUAGACCAGGGGGUGACAAACUUUUUCUGUUAAAAGGCCAGAUAGUAAUUUUUUAAACUUUGUGGACCACAUAUGGCCUCAGUAGCAAAUCUCCUUCUUUGUUGUUUAUUUGUCUGACCUUUAAGAAGAUGUUUUUACAGCUUAAAAUACGUAAAUACCAUUCUUAGCUGUUGGGUCAUAAAAAGCUUGUCAUAGUUUGCUGACCCCUGGUCCAGACCAUCUUCUAAGGCAGGCACCUCUGUGACCCGCCCCAUGUGAUAACCACGUUGUGUACUGGAUAAUGUAGCUCUCUGCCCUCCCCGCUACUGCACUGUCAGACCAGUCUACACAGAGGUGGGUGGAGAGGGCUGCAUUUGACAACCAUCACUCUCCAAUAGGUGCCCUUUAUGUGUCUCUCAUUCUGUCUGUCUGUCUGUCUG